Messenger RNA from Sinocyclocheilus anshuiensis, 1162 nucleotides. RefSeq names its product transmembrane protein 169b (gene tmem169b). The transcript is spliced from 3 exons. Bases 178 to 1050 code for a protein of 290 amino acids. Lineage: Eukaryota; Metazoa; Chordata; Actinopteri; Cypriniformes; Cyprinidae. The record is from RefSeq and is a predicted model, not a curated record.
UCUGCAUGGCGGCUGCGUUUAGACAGCAAACCCAGCUAAGCAUUUCAUCGCAAGAGUUUUCACAGCUGUUCUUUCGUGCAUUUGCAUCUGGUAGGCUUGUCAUGUUUGGAUGGAGUAAAUAGCCUUCUCCAGUCUCGCUGAAGUUGUAGCUCCUUCCAAAGCUUGUGAGACACUAACAUGGAGCAGCUCAGGUCUGACAGCCCUCAGCUGGAGUCUGUAAGGUCAGAGGUCUCUGAAGGGCAGGUGGAUGAAGGAAGCAGCGGCACUAGCACUCGAAGGAAGAGGAGAAAGCGAGAACACCGGCCGGAGUCCAUCAUCGUCUACCGCUCUGAUCCAGAGAGAGCCGCUGGUGAAGACCAUGGAGGAGAUAGUGAGGGUGGAGAGAGGAACUCUGAAGAGGGAGCUACGUUUCUGAACAGCCCCAGCAGUGAAGGUUGGGCCGUGCCUCCAGACAGCCGCUACGUGACGCUCACCGGGACCAUCACACGCGGAAGGAAGAAAGGUCAGAUGGUGGACAUUCACGUCACGCUCACAGAGAGAGAGCUGCAAGAGAUGGCCAGGUCAAAGGAGCGUCUGGAUGCCGAAUGUGAUGCUCGCGAGGGAUCGAGCCGCUCGUGCGGUUUUGGGCUUUCUCAGGGUCCCCACGUCGUCCUGUGGAGCCUCUCCUGCGCUCCCGUCAUCUUCGUCCUGUCCUUCAUCACCUCGUUUUACUACGGUACUCUCACUUGGUACAAUAUAUUCCUGGUGUACAACGAGGAGCGGACGUUCUGCCAUAAAAUCACGGUCUGCCCGUUCCUCAUCAUCUUCUACCCCGGGCUCAUCGUGGCUCUGUCGCUGUCGCUGGGCUUGUAUUCGGCUGUGGCGCAGGUGUCCUGGGCCUUCAGCGAAUGGUGGCUGUCGGUCAGGGAUCUGGAGAAGGGUUUCUGCGGAUGGGCUUGUGGGAAGCUCGGAUUGGAGGACUGCUCUCCGUACAGCGUGGUCGAGCUGCUGGACUCGGACACCAUUUCUGGGAGUCUGCAGGGAAAGUCGCUGCAAACAUCUUCGGUGUGAAUAGAAAUCAUCCCGAGAUUUUCUCUGAUGGUUACACAGCCCCUGCAUCUUCUGCAAAAAAUGCCUAGAAUUGGCUAAUUUGAUGAUGCUGAGUCCAAAAUUAUCAACAAAA